CCCGGCCGGGGCGGGACGGGGUGGUGCUUGCAGCGGCGGCGGCGGCAGGGGAGAGGUAGAGGUAGAGUCGCGCGGGGAGCGCGGACGGCGCGGCCAUGGGCUGCACGCUGAGCGCCGAGGAUAAGGCAGCGGUGGAGCGGAGCAAGAUGAUCGACCGCAACCUGCGCGAGGACGGCGAGAAGGCGGCGCGGGAGGUCAAGCUGCUGCUGCUGGGAGCUGGAGAAUCAGGGAAAAGCACAAUUGUAAAACAAAUGAAGAUUAUCCAUGAAGCUGGUUAUUCAGAAGAAGAAUGUAAACAGUACAAAGCUGUUGUCUACAGCAAUACCAUUCAGUCUAUUAUUGCUAUCAUUAGAGCAAUGGGGCGGUUGAAGAUAGACUUUGGUGACCUAACCAGGGCUGAUGAUGCUCGUCAGCUGUUUGUUUUAGCAGGAGCAGCAGAAGAAGGCUUUAUGACAGCAGAACUUGCAGGAGUUAUCAAGAGACUGUGGAAAGAUAGUGGUGUUCAAGCUUGUUUCAGUAGAUCUAGAGAAUACCAACUUAAUGACUCUGCUGCAUAUUACUUAAAUGAUUUGGACAGGAUAGCACAAACUAGUUAUAUACCAACUCAGCAGGAUGUUCUCAGGACUAGAGUGAAAACUACAGGAAUAGUGGAAACUCACUUUACUUUCAAAGAUCUUCAUUUUAAAAUGUUUGAUGUGGGAGGCCAGAGAUCAGAGCGAAAGAAAUGGAUUCAUUGCUUCGAGGGUGUUACAGCAAUAAUCUUUUGUGUGGCGCUUAGUGAUUAUGACUUGGUCCUAGCUGAAGAUGAGGAAAUGAAUCGGAUGCAUGAGAGCAUGAAAUUGUUUGACAGCAUCUGCAAUAAUAAAUGGUUCACAGAUACAUCCAUUAUUCUUUUCCUAAACAAGAAGGAUCUCUUUGAAGAAAAAAUCAAAAGGAGUCCUCUCACUAUUUGCUACCCUGAAUAUGCAGGAUCAAAUACUUACGAAGAAGCUGCUGCAUAUAUUCAGUGUCAAUUUGAAGAUCUGAACAAGAGAAAAGAUACAAAGGAAAUUUACACUCAUUUCACAUGUGCCACGGAUACCAAGAAUGUGCAGUUUGUUUUUGAUGCUGUAACUGAUGUCAUCAUAAAAAAUAACCUUAAAGACUGUGGCCUGUUCUAGGAAUUUCCACUCAAUGGUCUGAAGAAUGGCUGACUCCACACAAUUCUAAUGUGAUGAGUUUCAAGGUGAAAGAAUCCAACCAGCUUGUGCUGAAUGAUAGACCAGUACUGUAUUUGCCUGUUUUCACAGCUUUAUUUAUGUCUGUCUUGUAAAUUUAAAUAAUUUAGGUAACACUGAAAGGUCUCUUGACUGAAUGGAUACUUGUAGGAAUGUUGUUUGUAUAAACAUUGAACAUAGCUCAGUGUCCUGUAAGUCCAUGUUUUAUGAGAAUGCUCUGACAGGGGACAUAUAUUUUUGCCUUUUGUUUAUUUAAAUGUCUUGUAAAAAAACAAUUUUCUUUUUUUAUUUUAAAUAUGCAUGCUGCCUUACUCUUUGGUAGAUUUUGCAAAACUAAAAGAUUAGGCUUUUUGAUGACCUAAAAGAUUCUUACACUUGUUUAGAUUUGAAGGGACAUUGUCAAUUCACAUUUGUUCUUUAAUCUUUUUUGAAAAAGAACUUGUUUUAAAACAAAAAAAGAACAGAGGUUUCCUGUGAUUUUUUUAUUUUUUUUUACCUGUCAGUGGAAGCAACUGAUAGUAAAACAGUUUAUAAUCUGAUAAUUCAAAUAUUGCAUUGAGAUGUUAAUGCGAAGGGGUUGUUUUCUGCUUGCCUCAGCAGAGCUAGAAUCUGGAUUUUCUUGUUUUGCAUUUUUGUCGUAACAGAAUGUAGUUUUACAUAUUAGAUAACCAUUAAAAUUUGUUCUUUAAAAACAAUAAAACAAUCAAACUAAUUGAAUCAUAUACUGGAUUUUUCUAUUACAAAUUAUAUAGCUGUUAAUGAAAUCAAUGUCUUGGAUAUCAUAGUAUGAUAGUUUGCAAAUGUUGACUUUUUAAUAGUUACUACUGCAUAACUUUUUUUAACUUGACAAUGUUCCUUUAAAUGUUAUUUCAUAGAAUUUCCUUUUAGUUUAAUUAAACUUUUGCUGUAAUGAUUUACUGUAUUAGACCUGCAUUGUGCAUUACCUUUAUGGGUGGGGGUGUUUUUUAUACAUUUAAAAAUGGGGAAAAAUAAUUUGUAAAUAAGUUCUUGGAUGGUUGUCCUUAUCUUUCUUUUUAUCAUCUAAGAAAUGUGAACAUAGGUUUAAAAAUAUUGCUUUCUAUAACAGUGGCAACACUCCUUGUAGCUAUUGUGCACCCAAAUUCUUUAUCCGUGUGAGAAGGAAAAAUGAUUUUGAAUCUGUUACUAGUUUUCCAUGUUUUCUUAGGCAAAUGAGUUUAGAAGUGUUUUGUUUAAAUGUAACAUUUUAAUCCAUUAUGCUAUUUUUGAUAGUGUCUCUUUGUCAUUUAGGGCUGUCAGAUUGCCCCAGUAAUUCUUGUCUGAGAUCUUCCUCAUUUUUGGCAGGUUCUGUUACUUGUUAUGGAAUUCAUAAAUGCUUUCAAGUGAAAGAGUAGAAGACUGGUAACAUUAAUAUAUUAAUUAUAUAGUUGAUUGAAUGUGUUCAUAUCGAACAUGCUAAUUAGCAGUUAUGGUAAACAGUUUGUACAUCCUGGCCUAUUUUAAAUUCUGUUUUGUCAUGCUGUAUUCAUAGCUGAUUUUAUGUAUCAUAGAAAUACUUUAACAAUUGUAUUUAUAUCCAUCUCAUUACAGCUGUUUUUGUACUUUUAAUGUAAAAAAAAAA
Molecule: messenger RNA, 2817 nt
Organism: Alligator sinensis (Chinese alligator)
Lineage: Eukaryota; Metazoa; Chordata; Crocodylia; Alligatoridae
Gene: GNAI1
Product: G protein subunit alpha i1
Exons: 9
Coding region: 96-1160 (354 amino acids)
Biological process (GO): adenylate cyclase-modulating G protein-coupled receptor signaling pathway
Cellular component (GO): heterotrimeric G-protein complex
Molecular function (GO): GTP binding; G-protein beta/gamma-subunit complex binding; G protein-coupled serotonin receptor binding
Source: RefSeq, a predicted model, not a curated record